AUGGGAUAACUAUUUUUUUCUACCUCAAAAAGUUAAAAACAAUAGAAUGUAGUUCUUUAAAAAUAAUUUAAAGAAAUUACUGACUCUAGCCAACCAUGUGUUUUUAUUUCAACCCAUAGGCCAUAGCAAUCUUAAGGAGAAACUAAUCACUAGGAUUUUUCAUGUUCGUUAAUUAGUUAAGAAAUAGAUUUACAAAUUGAUAAAGAGGUAUGCUAAAAUAAUUAAAUUGUUUCUUUCUUUUAAUCUGCUGAACAAAUUUAAGUUGAUGCUAGCGGAAGAUUAGUUAGAAGCCAAUAAAAUUUAAAUCAAAUUUAUUAAUGCUAUUAUUGUAAUAAACAAAUUGAAGAAAUACUUAUUCAAGUGUAUUGUAAGCAUAAUUAUCAUCAUGAAUGUUUUGUAAACUUCAUAGAACAGUAAUUGCUUUAAACAGACAGACAUGAUAUUAAAUGUAAAUGUGGAACUAAAUUGAAUCCUAAUCUUUUAAGAUAAAUAGUUAACGAAGAAGUUAGAUCAAAAUUCUUAUAUAAAAUUUUCUCUUCUUAAAUUUAAAUAAUUUUGAGUAAUUCAGCCAUUAGAAAAAAACCUGAUUAUGAUUAAAUUGUUCAAAUCUUUCAAUCAAAUAAAAUUUAAUAGGAUUUUGAUUAUUUAUAAUCUGGCAACCUUCAUAAAUAAUUGUAACUUUAAAUAUAAGAAAUGUAAUUUAAAUCAAAUGGAAUUUUAUAUUAAUGUGAAUAACAAUUAUUAAGUAUUAGCGUAUGUUAAGUAUGUUAAAAGUAAAUUGAUAAUAAUUUAGUAAAAGUAAAUUGUAAUCAUUUUUAUCAUGAUAACUGCUUUAAGGAAUGGAUAGAAUCUUAAAUUAUGGAUAGGACUAGACAUAUUGUAAAAUGUAAAUGUGGAAGCAAAUUAAGCACAAACAUUAUAAGAACAAUCCCCAAUCUGCCUAAACGAAUGAAACUGCUAAACCAACUUUAUUCUACAUAGUUAACAUAGAUUUUGAAAUAAUUAAAGAGAAAAGAUGAUUUCAUUUAGAUUAUGGAUAUAUUUCAUAAAUAUUAGAAUACAGAGGACUAAGAUUAUAUAUCCUUUAGUGGUUUUAUGUAUUAGAGCCAUUCUUCUACACCAGGAGGAGAAUGA
Messenger RNA from Paramecium sonneborni, 1134 nucleotides. The record is from the annotation of a GenBank genome assembly. NCBI's taxonomy places the organism in Eukaryota, Ciliophora, Oligohymenophorea, Peniculida, Parameciidae.